Striga asiatica is the source of this 1098-nucleotide messenger RNA. NCBI's taxonomy places the organism in Eukaryota, Viridiplantae, Streptophyta, Magnoliopsida, Lamiales, Orobanchaceae. The record is from the annotation of a GenBank genome assembly.
AUGGCCUCCCACCAUAAACUCAAUGGCCUCCUCUCCUUCCUCUCCCUCUUCCUCCUCCUCCUCUCCUCCGCCUCCCCCGCCCGUAUCCUCCUCGACGAGGAGAAUCCCGCUGCCGCCACCUCCGCCACCGUCCCCGGAGGCGGCUCCUCCAUUGACGGGGAGGCCGUCACUGCCCCCUCCACUACUGCCCUCGGAGGCAGGGAGGAUGCCGCCGCCGGCCCCACCUCCGUUGGCGGCGGCUCCCCCAUUGACGAGGAGGGUGCCAUCGCCCCUGGAGGCGGCUCCUCCAUCGAUGGGGAGGAUGCCGUCGCCGGCCCCACCUCUGCCACCGACGGCUCCUCCUCCGUCCCGGAGGGCGGCGAUGGGGCCCACCAUCCCCUGACGUUCUUCAUGCACGACGUGCUCGGCGGCUCACGCCCCUCCGCGGUGGCGGUGACGGGCAUCGUGACCAACCCGGCGGUCGGGGGCCAAGUCCCGUUCGCCAAGCCCAACGGCGCCGUCCUUCCGGGCCGCGGCGUGGGCCCCACCGCCACCAACAGCAACAACGGCAUCGUCAGCAGCAGCAGCAAUAACAACAACAAUAACAUGGUCAACAAUAACAACAACAUCCCCUUCCUCACGGGCCUCAGCGGCUUCACCUCCUCCAACGUCAUGCAGAACAACAACAACGGCAUAAUCGGAGGUGUCCCCGGGUUCCCGUCCCUCAACAGCGCCCAGUUCUCGACCGGGACCACCCUCCAAAAGCUCAUGUUCGGGACCAUGACCGUGUUCGACGACGAGCUGACCGAGGGCCGAGACCUCGAGUCGGGGCUCGUCGGCAAGGCGCAGGGGUUCUACGUGGCCAGCUCGGAGGACGGGAGCAGCCUGACCAUGGCGUUCACCGUCAUGUUUGCAAGCGGGAGCUACGCCGACAGCCUUAGCCUCUUUGGGGUCCAUCGCACGGCAGUGGCCGAGUCGCACCUGGCCAUCAUGGGGGGCACCGGAAAGUUCGUCAACGCCAAGGGAUUCGCGACCGUCAAGACUUUUCAGGGCAACGGCCAGCACAACACGGAUGGGGUCGAGACCCUACUCCAGAUUACGAUUUACCUCGCAUACUGA